Salvelinus sp. IW2-2015 is the source of this 836-nucleotide messenger RNA. Its product is annotated as DNA-directed RNA polymerase III subunit RPC1-like. NCBI's taxonomy places the organism in Eukaryota, Metazoa, Chordata, Actinopteri, Salmoniformes, Salmonidae. Gene Ontology annotation, molecular function: DNA binding. The record is from RefSeq and is a predicted model, not a curated record. Gene Ontology annotation, biological process: DNA-templated transcription. Gene Ontology annotation, cellular component: RNA polymerase III complex.
CCCUGAAGGACCACUUUCUUCGAUAGGUUCAAAGCCUGCCAGAUAGUGGCCUCUAUCCUGGUGGGGGUGGAUGAGAAGAUCAAGAUAGCUCUCCCACACCCUGCCAUACUCAAGCCCAUGACACUGUGGACAGGGAAGCAGCUCUUUGGUCUGAUCUGAAGCCCAAUGACUGUCCAGUCAAGGCCAACCUGAGGACCAAGGGGAAACAGUACAGCGGCAAAGGAGAGGACCUCUGCAGCAACGACUCCUUCGUGGUGAUCCAGAACAGUGAGUUGAUGUGUGGUACCAUGGAUAAGGGCACGUUGGGCUCUGGCUCCAAGAAGAACAUAUUCUACAUCCUGCUGAGAGACUGGGGGCAGCUGGAGGCAGCCAACGCCAUGUCUCGCCUGGCCCGCAUCGCGCCUACAUACCUCUCCAAUCGGGGUUUCUCCAUCGGUAUUGGUGACGUGACCCCAGGCCAGGGUCUGCUGAAGGCCAAACAGAACCUGCUGGACGAAGGCUAUGCCAAGUGUGACGAGUACAUCGAGGCCCUGAAGACUGGCAAACUGCAGCAACAGCCAGGCUGCACGGCUGAGGAGACGCUGGAGGAUUCAGGAUCCACUGCUGAGGAGACCGUGGAGAUACUAUAAACACAAGAUAACCAAUCAGAUUAGUAUCCUUUUACAUUUCCUGGAGUCAACUGGAGUCUUUUCAGUGGUGUUUUUUUUAAAGGAUAAUAGUUUAGCACAAUGAUGACGUCUCCCUUCACCUGAAGCCUGUCUUUACCUCAAGCUUGGUCCAAACUGAAUCAAUCCCCCACCCCCCUUAAACCAGCUGAUAUGUCUGUUAUCCCCAAA